Cajanus cajan (pigeon pea) is the source of this 1090-nucleotide messenger RNA. Lineage: Eukaryota; Viridiplantae; Streptophyta; Magnoliopsida; Fabales; Fabaceae. The record is from RefSeq and is a predicted model, not a curated record.
AUGGUGAAGGGUAGCUGGCACGCAGAUGCAGUUGCCUAUACCAUUAAAAACUGAUUAUUUCUUCUUCAUACAAUUUCCUCACACCUUCUCUUCUCUUGGUUCAACAAAUACGCGUUGUCCCCCUCCCUCUCUAUAUACUUGGGUCCAACACUCCUCCAAAGCACAUACAUAGUUGAUAGUUUCACAUGGCAAAUCAAAUGGAUGGUAGCAUUGACAUGAGAGUUGAUGCACUAAGUUAUAGUUGGAGAGUGGACAGUAUGAUAAGGAGUGAGACUGCAUCAAAUUUGGGAGAAUCCCCUCUCCCUAGUUUUGGUUCGCGAGUGGACAGAGCCAUAAGGAGUAGGACUCCAUCGUCAAUGUCAAAUUUUGGAACAUCCCCUCUCCAUACUUUUCCACGGUUAUUCACCCUGUCUGAGCUUCAAACAGCCACCAACAAUUUCUCAUUUCACAACAGGAUUGGUAUUGGAAACAGCGGUUUUGUGUACAGAGGCAAACUGGAUGAUGGUGGUGAGGUGGCAAUCAAAAGGAGUGAUGCCUUGUCAAAUACAAAGACUCCAUUCAACUCUGAAUUGGCCAUCUUGUCCCGUGUACCACAGCACGAGCACUUGGUUGGGGUAGUUGGGCUCUGUCAAGAGAGAAGUGAGAGUUUCUUGGUAUAUGAGUACAUGAAUAAUGGGUCGUUGUACGAUAAUUUGCAUUAUAAGUAUAACAGUGUGUUGAGUUCGUGGAAAAUGAGCAUCAAAAUUGCUUUGGAUGUUUCUCGGGGAAUCCAAUAUCUUCUUAAUAAUACGGUGCCACAUGUUGACAGAGUAAUAAAGUCUUGCAACAUUCUUCUUGAUGGCACUUGGACGGCGAGAGUAUCUGAUUUUAGAUUGACGUUUAAGAAGAACACAAUGGGAUGGGUGGAUUGCAUUCAUCCCAAGGGGAAAUGUGCAAAUGAGAUGACAGAAGAGAAGGAUGUAUAUGCGCUUGGAGUUGUACUACUAGAACUAUUAACCGGAAAGAGACCUGAUUUCAGGUAUUGGGAUGAUAGAGACACCUUAUUAAAAAGUAAAAAGGAUAUUAAGUCAUUAUCUUGUAAAAAUAGAUA